GGUCAAUUGUGCUUUAACAGUUGCUACAAUUCACAAUCUCUCUGUUGGAUUACCAUCUUACUAGUGCUACUUUUUAUGGACUAUUUUUGUGCCUACAAUUAGUGCUAUUUUAUUGAGGAAGAUAAUUUAGUGUGACAGUGAUUUUUGUGCACUCUGGAUAUCACCUCUGGAUUAUAUUCUUUGGAUUAUUUUGGUGUACCUUGGAUUAUUCUACUCCCUAUAUAUCAGGAUUAUUGGUGUAAUAAUUUAGUGAAUUAUUUCCCUAAGUGAACCUCUUUCCUACUCGAUCAACGAUCACAAGAGGCUUUUGUGGAUUUUUCCAGUGCUCAAGAAAAGUCUCUUACGUGUGUUUGCUUAGGAACAGAAAACAAAGUUGAUUGAAAAAUGAGUUACAAAGACGUAACUCCGGUUUUGCGUUCUCGGACCCAUGCAAGGUGUCCUGAAGAAGAAAUUGUGAUCUCCGGAAUUUCCGGACGAUUUCCAAAUUCAGACAAUAUCAGCGAAUUCGCCAAGAAUCUGUACAACAAGGUGGAUCUCAUUGAUGACGAUGAGAGACGUUGGCGUCAUACUUAUGCCGAAAUCCCCAAAAGAUCGGGAAAGAUCAAUCAUCUUGAGAAAUUCGAUGCCACCUUUUUCGGUGUCCACUUUAAGCAGGCUCACACAAUGGACCCCCAAUCACGUCUACUAGUCGAGAGAGCCUACGAGGCCGUUCUCGAUGCCGGAAUCAACCCUAAAUCACUCCGUGGGAGUCGAACGGGAGUCUUCAUAGGUGCCUGUUUCUCAGAAUCCGAAAAGACCUGGUUUUACGAAAAGGUCUCAACUGGAGGAUUUGGUAUCACGGGAUGCAGUCGUGCCAUGAUGGCCAACAGGAUCUCAUAUUCAUUGGGUCUCCAAGGACCAUCUUUGCUCUCUGAUACGGCCUGCAGUAGCUCCAUGACAGCCCUCGAUAUAGCUUUCAGUGCCAUGAGGAACGGCGAGUGUGAUGCUGCCAUUGUCGGUGGAGCUAAUCUCUUACUUCAUCCUUACGUUACUCUCCAGUUCGCUCGCCUGGGUGUACUUUCAAUGGAUGGCUACUGUCGACCUUUCGACAAAGAUGGUAAGGGAUAUACCCGAUCCGAGGCUAUCUGUUGCAUCUUUCUGCAACAGGCCAAAGACGCCAAGCGAAUUUACGCCAAGAUCAUCUACUCCAAAAUCAACUGUGAUGGGUACAAGGAGGAAGGUAUCACCUACCCAUCUGGUCAGAUGCAGAGAAAACUCCUUACGGAAUUCUACCAGGAAGUGGGUAUUGAUCCGCGAAAAGUUGAUUUUAUGGAGGCUCACAGUACUGGUACUCUUGCUGGAGAUCCUGAAGAGUGUUCUGCCCUCGAUGCUGUCUUCUGCACCGGCAGGGAAAAACCUCUACCCGUGGGAUCUGUGAAGAGUAACAUCGGACAUUCGGAGUCUGCAUCGGGAACUUGCAGCAUUGCUAAAGUGAUCAUCGCGAUGGAGAAUGAUCUCAUUCCGCCAAAUAUUAACUUUACGGCUGUUCGACCUGGAAUUCCUGCUCUCUUGGAAGGGCGUUUGGAAGUGGUCACUGAGCCUACAAAACUAGAUGGACCACUGAUAGGAGUAAAUUCCUUUGGAUUCGGUGGUGCUAAUGCCCAUGCUCUCCUCGAAGCGAAUCCCAAAAGCAAAGUUAAUCAUGGCGAGCCACAAGAUGAUCUUCCCAGGUUGGUGAUUUGGUCAGGAAGAACAGAAGAAGCUGUCAAUGAAGUGCUCGAUUUUAUGGUAACGCGUCCACUCGAUGCUGAAUUCGUAGGAUUGCUGCACAGUACCCAAAUGGAUAGUGUAUCUGGGAAUGUUUUCCGAAGCUACGGGCUCUAUCGGAAGGAUCCUAAUGGCGGAAAUGCAAUUUGCUUGAGUCGAGAAGCUCAACAUUAUACUGGAGUUAAGAGACCAGCUGUCUGGGUAUUUAGUGGAAUGGGCAGUCAGUGGUGUGAGAUGGGAACAUCCCUCAUGAACAUGCCAAUGUUCAGAAAGUCAAUCGAACGCUGUCAUGAGAUCUUGAAGCCGAAAAAACUCGAUCUCAUUGGUAUCCUUACAUCCACUGAUCCCACAACCUACGACAACAUUCUUCAUUCGUUUGUCGGAAUCGCUGCCAUUCAAAUAGCUCUCGUGGACAUUCUAAAGUCCCUAGAUCUGGAGCCUGAUUACAUUAUUGGACACUCUGUGGGAGAAUUGGGUUGUGCUUAUGCUGAUGGAUGCUUUACAGCUGAAGAAAUGAUCUUAGCAGCUUACUGUCGUGGAAAAGUUAGCGUAGAGACUGAAAAGAUCUUCGGAUCAAUGGCCGCUGUAGGUCUAGGUUUCCGGAAAAUCCGGAGUCUUCUGCCACCUGGCAUUGAAGUUGCUUGUCACAACAGCCCAGAUUCUUGUACAAUCUCAGGCCCUGCCGACGCUAUUGAGAAGUUUGUGGCAGAACUCAAGAGUCAGGGGAUAUUUGCCAAGGAAGUUCCUUGCUCCAAUAUCGCCUACCACUCUCGAUACAUCGCUGAUAUGGGUCCAAAAUUGAAAGCUCUGCUCACUGAAGUGAUCCCUGAGCCCAAGAAACGUUCUCCCCGAUGGCUCAGUACAAGUGUUCCUAAGCAGAGAUGGGAUUACACUGAGAAUCACUACAGUUCAGCUCAGUAUCACACCAACAAUCUACUUAACUCUGUACUUUUUGAAGAAACCUCAGCUAUGCUGCCCAACAAUGCAAUCACCAUUGAAGUUGCUCCACAUGGACUUCUUCAGGCUAUCCUUAAGAAAUCAAUGCCCAAUGCUGUACACACCGGGCUCGCCCAGCGAGGAAAUAAGGACAAUAUUCAGUUCUUGUUCACAGCUCUUGGAAAGAUUUACAUGAAUGGCGUUGAUAUUCCCAUUGAUCGAAUGUAUCCUCCAGUUCAAUUCCCAGUUUCUCGGGGAACUCCCAUGAUCUCUCCUCUGAUCAAAUGGGAUCACAGUGAGGAUUGGUAUGUGACAAAGUUUGAAGCCCUGAAGAUCCUUAAAUCUGGAGAACGUCGUUGUAAAGUCCAGCUCACAAUGGACGAUUAUGAAUAUAUCUCUGGGCACACGAUUGAUGGAAGAAUCCUUUUCCCAGCUACUGGAUACCUCCAUCUUGUUUGGGAAACUUACGGAAUGAUGAAGGGAGAUUUGUUCUUCGACAUGGAAAUUGAAUUUACCGACGUGCGUUUCCUCAGAGCCACAAAUAUGACCAAGGAUACAGAAAUCGAAUUUCUCAUCAUGAUCCAACCGGGAACUGGUCGAUUUGAAAUUACAGAGGGAUCAUCGGCUGUUGUGACGGGCCUUAUAAAGCAAUUGGAACCAGGAACAUCCUUAAUUAGCUUCCCCGAUCCUGCCCCAUCGAAGUAUCCCAUGUUGCAAGCUAAGGACUUCUACAAGGAGCUCCGUCUGCGUGGAUAUCAAUACAAUGGCUUCUUCAGGGCGGUACAUGAAGCCAGGGGAGAUGGAUUGGUGGGAAAGGUUAAGUUCGAGAAGAACUGGGUACCUUUCCUCGAUUGUCUUCUGCAGGUUCAUAUAGUUGGUCAGGAUUCUCGAUCUCUUAUGCUUCCUACUCGAAUUCAGAGGAUGCGUAUCAACGGACGAGACCACAUGAACAUGUUCAAUGAGGAAAAUCCCUAUUUUGACGUCAAGGUUUCAAAAGAGCUCAACAUAAUCAGUUCUGGAGGAGUUGAGAUUGUAGGCUUACACGCAAGUCCUGUAGCUCGACGUCGUCCACCUGGUGUUCCAGUUCUCGAGACAUAUAAGUUCAUUCCCCAUCUCCCAACUCCCGAAAUGUCCAAAAUCGAUGCUAUUCGAACAUGUGUUCAGCUCGCCCUUGAGAAUAAUCCCAAUUUCAAAGUGAAAGUAGUGGAAGUGGACACAAAUGAGUCCACUGAGCCCAUUAUCACCUUUUUCCAAGAAGCUUUGGGUGAUCUACCUCUGGUUUCCACAGAUCUCAUGUACCUAACAGCAAGGGAAAUUGAGCUGCAGGAAGUUCAUGUUGAAAAUGGAAAACUCUCCACUCAGACCAACUGUAUGUUUGUUAUAGCUUCGGAUUGCUUGGCAAAUCCUGAUUUCGUAGAGAAGUCUGUAGUGAGUCUAACAGAAAACGCAUAUCUCGUAACUCGAGAGUCUAAAGAUCUUCAUGUGGAGGAUAUUAAAAUUCCACCAGGCUUCCAAUUGAUUCUGUCAAUUCCAACUGAAGAUGAGACUAUUGUUAUGUGUCAUCGUUUGCGUCGCAAACUAAUUGGAAAUCCCACUGUGGUUAAGAUUUCUAUGGAGGAUACUAAGUACGAAUGGCUAAACAAAAUCCGAGCUGCAAUGAAGACUGGUCCUGUAACUUUGGUAUCUGAGGGAGAACCCACGUCCGGAAUCAUCGGCUUGGUGAAUUGUUUGAGAAAAGAACCCGAUGGAUACCUUAUCAGUUGUGUCUUUGUGGACGAUUCAAGUGCUCCUCCGUUUGACUUCGACAAUCCUUACUUCAAAGCUCAUCUCAAGCUUUCUCUGGCUAUCAAUGUCUGCCGCGGAGGUCGUUGGGGAAGUUACCGGCAUUUGAAGCUUGAACAAGUUCAUACUUCUGCACCUACAAAGCAGCAUUGUUUCGCCAACGUCCUCACACGUGGAGACCUCACCUCGUUAUCUUGGCUCCAUGGUGGACUUUCAGAGCGCUACUUUGACGAAGAGGGUGUCGUUCAUGUCAUGUACUCUUCUCUCAAUUUCCGCGAUAUCAUGCUGGCUACUGGAAAACUAGCCGUAGAAGUUGUUGGAUCAACUCGUUUGGAGCAAGAAUGUGUCCUAGGCUUUGAGUAUUCUGGGAUCGACAAUCGAGGUCGUCGGGUUAUGGGAAUGGUAAAUUGCGGAGCAUUGGGAACUCACCUAAUUUCCGACGAGAAGCUCACAUUCAACGUACCUGAUCACUGGACUCUUCAAGAAGCCGCCACAGUACCCGUGGUUUAUCUAACUGUCUACAUUGCUUUCUUCAUUAGUACCACAAUUAAAAAGGGCAAAUCUAUUUUGAUCCACGCUGGAACUGGUGGCGUCGGAAUGGCAGCCAUUCGUACCGCAUUUGAAUAUGGUUUGGAUGUCUACACGACAGUAAGCACACCAGAGAAGAAAAAGUUCCUGCUGGAGAAAUUCCCCAAACUCAAGGAAAGUCACAUCGGCAAUUCACGUAACACUACUUUCGAAAAGAUGAUCAUGUUGCAGACAAAGGGCAAGGGUGUUGACUACGUACUCAAUUCCCUCUCCGAUGACAAACUUCAUGCUUCAGUAAGGUGUUUAGGAAUUGGUGGAAAAUUCCUUGAAAUCGGCAAAUUUGACAUGGCAAACGAUACAAAACUCGGACUUGGAGUCUUUCUCAGAGAAAUCUCCUUCUGUGCAGUUCUCGCAGAUAAUCUUUUCAAAACCACUUCGGAUUACAAAGAGUACCUCUUCAAUCUCAUCCGUCGUGAUAUCGAUUCAGGAAUUAUUAUACCUCUUCCAUCGACUGUUUUCGAAGCUCAAGACGUUGAGAAGGCUUUCAGAUUCUUGGCCAGUGGAAAGCAUAUGGGAAAAGUUUUGCUGAAGAUACGAGAAAAUGAGAAAGACAAACUAACUUAUCCUAUCACAAUCACUCCUCGAGUUAAUUGUGACUUUGAAUUCUCUUAUAUCAUUCCGGGAGGUUUGGGAGGAUUUGGACUCGAAUUGGCAGAUUGGUUGGUUAUUAGAGGAGCAAGAAAACUUGUUCUCAGCUCAAGCCGAGGAAUUACAAAGCAGUACCAAGCAUACAGAAUAAGGAUCUGGGAAACAUACGGUGCCAAAAUCGUCGUCAGUACAGCCAACAUUGCAACACGCGAAGGAUGCCAGCAGUUGAUUCAGCAAGCAGCAAAACUGGGUCCCGUUGGUGGAAUCUUCAACUUGGCUGUAGUUCUCCGAGAUAGCAUUCUUGAGAAUCAAAAUGAAGAGAAAUUUACCGAAUCAAUGGCACCCAAAGCUAUAGCUACAAAGUACCUGGACGAACUAACACGCACCAUGUGUCCACAUCUUCAACAAUUCGUUGUCUUCUCGAGUGUCUCCUGUGGCAGAGGAAAUGCCGGGCAGUGUAACUACGGAAUGGCUAAUUCUGUUAUGGAGAGGAUCAUAGAGAAGCGUGUAGCCGAUGGAUUGCCAGGAAAAGCAAUCCAGUGGGGUGCAGUGGGAGAAGUAGGAUUGGUAGCAGACAUGCAGGAAGACAAGAUUGAUAUGGAGAUCGGAGGAACACUACAACAGAGGAUUUCGUCCUGCCUCACAGAACUCGACAAUCUCCUCACAACUGACGAUCCCAUCGUGGCGAGUAUGGUUGUGGCUGAAAAACGAGCCGGAAGUGGUGGAAAGGGCAACAUCAUUGAAACCGUGAUGAACAUAAUGAGUAUUCGCGAUAUCAAGUCCAUCUCCAUGGACGCUACAUUGUCAGAACUGGGAAUGGACUCUCUCAUGGCUGUUGAAAUUAAACAGACACUAGAGAGAGAAUUUGAACUGUUCCUAACACCCCAAGACCUUCGAUCGCUCACCUUCAUGAAGCUCCAAGAAUUGGCGGACAGUCGCGAUAAAGAUGGUAGUGAGAAUGUUAAGCUCAAGCUGGCCAAUGAUGACAAACCCGUUGGAAUGGCGAUGCUUUUGCGAAAUUUGGGAGAUGAAACGAACAGCGAGAAGACAAUCUUACGCGUCAAGAGUCGCGAUGAGAACGUCAAGUAUGUUUCCUGCGCACUCAUGAUCCCUGGCAUUGAGGGUGUUGCUGGAAAUGCUUUCUAUGCCAUCAGUGCAAAUAUCUCUCUACCGGCAUUUGUUCUGCAACUCACCCAUACCAUCAGAAUCCAAUCGAUUCCCGAGAUCGCAAAAGCAGUUAUUGAAGACAUCAAGAAUGAAGUGAUGAAAACAUCUGAAUUCUUCUACCUCGUCGGAUACUCCUUUGGGGCUUUCAUCACACUUGAGAUUGCCCGACUGCUCGAGGAAUCAGGAAUGUCUGGACAAAUUCUUUUGAUAGACGGAGCUCCUGCCUUCCUCAAGCGUCUUGCCAUUGGUCAAAUGACCGAAGACUACACCGACGAAACAAUUCAGAUUGUCUUGAUUUCUGGUAUCAUUCGCAUAAUCUUCCCCGACGAGAAUGCUGAGGAUCUCUUUGCCAGGAUAUCUGAACUGAAAACAUGGGAGGAUCGUGUGAACAAGUUGGUGGAAUUGAGCAAACAUCAGCAUGUCUAUUCCGAGGGCUACCUACGAUUAAUGGCCGAUGCCUUGCUCAUGAGACUCAAGGUCAUCCUGGAAGCAGAUAUUACCAACAUUGUGCCUCUCAAAUGUCCCAUAACCCUCGUUCGUCCCACCGAAGUGUCCAUUGUGGACAUCGAUGAGGACUACGAGCUAUCUAAGUACACAACUGGCCCUGUGAAUCUCAAAUUCAUCGAGGGCAAUCACAUCUCCAUGCUGGAGAACAGCAAACUUCCACAGAUCAUCAAUGAUCUCGACCCCAAGUUGGAGUCAGACAAAGCCUUCAAGAAGUACCUCACAAACUAAAUGUAACGACUUCUAAUUUCAUUAAAAAACUUCAUUAUUCUGUAUUUCAUUGUGGUGAAAAGCUCACGAUAAAUUCAUUUUACAAUUGUUUUAAAAAAUGAUUAAAAAGAAAUAAAUACCGAAAGAAAUAUUUA
Molecule: messenger RNA, 7676 nt
Organism: Phlebotomus papatasi
Lineage: Eukaryota; Metazoa; Arthropoda; Insecta; Diptera; Psychodidae
Gene: FASN3
Product: fatty acid synthase
Exons: 7
Coding region: 385-7542 (2385 amino acids)
Biological process (GO): fatty acid biosynthetic process
Molecular function (GO): oxidoreductase activity; fatty acid synthase activity; phosphopantetheine binding
Source: RefSeq, a predicted model, not a curated record